AUGUUUGGUACGAAGUUUGUGGAGGCAAUCAUCGCACUUGACAAGGUGAGUUCAAAUAUAUUCGUAUCACAGCCUGGCUCAUUAGGACACGAGUGUGAUACUAUUAAUUUACGCUAAAGUGAUACUUUAUUACUUUAUUACUUUAUUACUAUACUUUAUUUUACUGUGAUACUAUUUACUUACGCCUACCUUGGAAGUUAUUUUGUUAUUCCGUUGGACAAACAUUUGCAUGUUUUCUAAAGUAAUAGCUAGUAUAUGUAACUGAUCAUGAAUGUGAGAGACUAUUGUGUUCACACACACAUAUAUCGCAUUGCUUCUCCCAUGUUAUUAUUAUUCCAAAUCUCUAUUAAUAAAUUCUUGUCGCAACUGGAUUGAGGAUUUGGAUUUCAACACUAUCACAACUUGGUGUGUGAACAAUUAUCCGCCUCUCUUUACUGGGAACCAAUUAAAACUCAAAUUAAUACUAUAUCUCGUAUACAUGAAUUUAUAUGUUGUUUUAUGGCUUGUUUGCUCUGUAUCUCGAUAUCGAUAUGUUUGAAUAUUAUUUUAUUGUGAGUCCGCGAUACCUGGGACUUCACUAAGGUACUUAGCAGGAAACGUGGGUGGGGAGUAACAAUAAAUUAAAGAUAUGUUAGAUUCCCCUCUGUGAGGGCGGAGGGAGGGGGCAUGGUUGCCCAGAUGGUGGUUAGUAAGGACGUACUGUACGCAUGAAUGAAGUUGAUAUGCAUGCCUGCAUUUGAACUAUGCACAUUUCGUAUGACAUAACAACAGACAGUUGUUACAGUUUCUAGCCUGGCCUAACUUCCAAUAUAGAGUUGUCUUUACUUGUAACAACAAUAGUUAGAGAUAUUUGUGUACAGUUAAUCACCAGACUCGGAAACACAUUUACAUCAAAUAAAAAUAUGUAGUGUUUUGGAAUCAACAUGUUCUGACGUAAGUUUGAUUGUCGUCGGCGAUAAUAUGUGUAUGAAAAACACCACGUGGCAAUAUUUAAAAAUACAAAGCUUACAUCUCAAUAAGUGCAAAAUUAUAUUAUUAACAACCAAAAUCCGGUUCGCCGAUUGAAAACAUCUUCCAAAGCUGUGUGUAAUAUCCUUAUUAUAGGUAUGUUGCGGAAAAUAUCGUUUUACCAAGAGAUUUUAGCCACAAAGUUUGGAAACAUGUCGAAAUUUACCACAAAAUACUGAUCCUUUAUUUUUAAAACACGUUUUCUCCUAUGUAUAAUUGCCUUAAUUAGGAAAGUCGGAAAAUACACGUGUUCGAUAAUUCCGUAAUUGUACGAAAAAUUACGAAAAAUUAAUUAAAUUUGAUUUUCUUUAAAAUAGGUUUGAACGUAACACAUAUAACACAAUUUCCUGAAAAUGAACGAAACGGAAAUUAAUAGUUACUUGCAUGCAAAGUUGGGUAAACAAUGAGAACAACUUUUUUGAAGCAAUCAGCUUUUGCAAAAAAUUAAAAUAACAAUAGGUAGAUGCUAUACAUAAGCAUAUAAAUAAAUUAUUCGCACUAGGUACAAGAACAAGGAGGAAUUUUGUUCUCGACCAACCAAUGCACUUAAUUUGUUGACAUUUUCACUCUAAGCCAAUCAGAAUGCAUAAUUUGUUACUACUUCCGGUGAAAUUGAACAGAAAAUUUAGGAUCUUAACUAAAGCUUCGAGAGGUCAGGAUUUUUAAUUUUUAAUUUAGAUCUAACGUGACACGUUUAAAUAAGAAAUUUUAUAGUUGAUUUUGGAUCAGUCAUUAUAUUGUCCAACACCGUCCAACAUUGUUAGAACAACAAUUUUGCAAAAUUUUUGGCUUGUCUGCACUGGGCUUAAGAUAUCAGGCGCUUAAUUGUAUUGCCAUGUGUAUGGGAGAAUUAAAGACGCAUACCAUUUUUUAGAAUAGUGUCUUGGAACGUACCUGCAAGUGGAAAAGAAAACUUGGGGAGUUUGAUAGUCGCCGGGAGAAGAGGAGUGUUAUUAACAUCAAUUGAGAAACAUUAUACGAAGGAUAAGGGAAAGGUAAAACCGAUUUAAAACGUACCAUUAGAAAGGGUUUUUUAUAGUUUGGUUUACGAUAAAAUGCGCCAUGGCUAGAAAUCCAAUACAAUGCGCGGUUUAACCUGCAGGCUCAAAAUUACAUAAAUUGCAGAUUUGCAUAAUUAAUUACUUUGUAUUAAACAUGGCGGUUCAUAUCUACAGGAGUUGAACGAUUUAAGGAGCCUUGUUCUAUGCAGCAUAGCUGAUCUUUAUAGCUAGAACAAGACUAAACGCGGCAAAUAUAUAAUGAAUAUCUAAAGCCAAAAGCCCAAAACUAUAUCCUGCGUACAUUGAGCUUUAUUAGCAUAUUCUAAUGAAGGCAUCGCAACUGCUAAUUUCCAUUGCAAUCAGCAAUCUAAUGGCGGAAUGUCAACAGAAAGUGUAUAUUUACCAAGCCAAUGGUCGAUCGAUUGACAACGACUCUGCGGCGCCUAAAUCGCACUUUUUUAUGGAGUUUGGGGACCUACUUAAAGAUACGUCCCAAAAGGCUUCGCAAAACAAAGAAUAGAUAUUCUCGAGUGUAUUUAGAUAAUGAGAGCAAAAACGCAAGGGAUUUUCAUCCGUGCAUCACAUAUUUCGAUCGGGCCGGAAGCAAUAUUUUCUAAAAUUCAUAGACAACAGUAUUAAAGUUGAUCCCCUAUAAACAGGCACGAAUUUUAAGCGGACACUCCGUUUCAGCGGGCACAUACAUCCGGACCCAAAUAUGUUUUUAAAAAAGACUACACUAUUACCAUUACCCGGUUAAGUGGAAAAUCUAAUAAGCGGAAACAGCCAUCUAAAUCGAGGUGCCAAUGAGCCGACCAAACCUGAUAUACUGCCAACAACACAUAUAUGCUGCAAAAGGCCGUUUUAUUUGAAAGUAAUAAAAACUUGACGUCCGGGUUCUUGAAAGAACGUUACGAAGUAAGCAAGGGCAUGUGGUGAAAAUCUAGUACAUUAGAAUACUAAAAUUUAGUGAAUGAUUGCUUUCCGGGGCGGGGUUUCUAGAAGAACAAGGCAAACAUAUUACAAAGUGCUAACGGUGUUGUGGCAGGUUUGAUUCAAAGUUAUAUAAAGCUGAUGUAUCGGCUUUUCAAAAAAAGAAAGAAAAAAACUCAACACUUCUUCGAGCAGCUGCUAAAUAUUUCUGAAACAAACACGGAAGGCAGUCCAGUUACGGUUUCUAUUUGUAUAAUCGUUAUUUGCCACUUCCGCGUUGCACAUCUAUUAGCAAAAUGACCACAGAAUACUAGCUGCCCUAAUCAAUGAGACACGUUACACAGUCAAAAUUUCUGCUGCUGAUGUAAUCAUAAUAGUUACAUUGAUCCUGUGAAGACUUGCUUGACUAUAUUGUGGUAUUCAUUCUUAUAGCCUUCACGGUCAAGUUUUGCAGCGAUGUUUCCCAACCAGACAGGCAUGGAUACAUGGAACGAAAGUGAUUGGACGAAAUAUAUUGAAUUUCUGAAACAAAUUGAACUUGGAGAGGAAAUUAUGUUAAUUUUCAUUGCUAUUCUCACCACUCUGGGCAAUUCAUUGGUUUUGGUAGCGACCUGGAGAGAAGAAAGUCUUCAUCAACCUAAUAAAUAUUUUAUUGCUUUCCUGGCUGUCGCUGAUCUCGUGGUUGGUAUGUUUCUAGCACCACUGAAGGUGAAUCUAAUCCAUCUCGACUCUGAAUCUCGACGUAACCUCUCCAUUCAUCUCUGUCGUUUUAUGGUGUGGAUAGAUACCUUCGCGUUAGCCGCUUCGAUAUUUACCCUAACGUUCAUCAGUUUCGAUAGAUAUCUUAAGAUCCGAAAACCACUUCAGUAUAUAUCCAAAAUGACAACCUCUAAAUCAUUGAAAAUAAUCUUUACCAUUUAAUUGGCUGGUUUCGACUGCCUGCGCUACCUUCGCUGCCUCUCCAUAUUCAGGAAGCUAUGGAAUCGUCCUGAUGAAUACCAAUUUAAAAUAUUGUCCCGGCGAUGACAGCAAAGAGAGAGGAUUCUAUACACUUCUAGCAGUCGUGUUUAUUAUAUCUACCGUAAUCAUACUGGUAAUGUACACUCUCAUCUUUGUUGCUGCUCAUAAACGACAAAUUAUGCUGCGAAAUGGCGAACUGGGUCAAACAUGGAAUGAUCAGAACCAACGAAGUGUCUUUCGUCAAGAUCUUAAGGUUAUCCGAAUGUUAUUUGUUGUCUUGGGGAUGUUCAUACUAUGCUGGUUUCUUUUCGUGAUUUUUAAUUUGUUGGAAUUUUACGAUCCAAGCAGCAUUGAUUGGGAUAGCACGUCGUUAAGCUGUCAGUAUUCGAUCCACAUAUCUCGAACAAUUGUUAGCCUACUACCACUGCUAAACAGUCUAUGUAAUCCAAUAAUUUAUGCAUGUCUGGACCAAAAGUACAGAGAGGCGUUCAAAAGUCUGUUUCAACGGAUGAUGUGUCGACCAAGCUUAGGAAGACGACAACUACCAAGUGAAUCCGGAAUAUCCAGAACAUCCGGUGUAGAGUUCCGUCCAGCAAGAACGAGAUGA
This is a messenger RNA of Paramuricea clavata, 4506 nucleotides long. NCBI's taxonomy places the organism in Eukaryota, Metazoa, Cnidaria, Anthozoa, Malacalcyonacea, Plexauridae. The record is from the annotation of a GenBank genome assembly.